AUGAUUCAUCCAAAGAAGCUGGCUCAACUGGCUAAGAAGUUGCAGAGGCUGGUGUCAGCCGGUGGCCAGGAGACUGCAGACACCGACGGAUGCUGCAGCACUGCUUCUGUUGCAGACAAGGGCCAUUGUGUUGUGUACACCGCCGAUGGAUCACGGUUCGAGGUCCCGUUGGCUUACCUUGACACAGUGGUCUUCAGAGAGCUCCUACAGAUGUCUUAA
Molecule: messenger RNA, 219 nt
Organism: Triticum turgidum subsp. durum (durum wheat)
Lineage: Eukaryota; Viridiplantae; Streptophyta; Magnoliopsida; Poales; Poaceae
Source: the annotation of a GenBank genome assembly